Scatophagus argus is the source of this 3082-nucleotide messenger RNA. RefSeq names its product galaxin-like. The transcript has 11 exons. The record is from RefSeq and is a predicted model, not a curated record. Lineage: Eukaryota; Metazoa; Chordata; Actinopteri; Scatophagidae. The coding region runs from base 230 to 1345 and encodes 371 amino acids.
UGAUGAAGACAAGCAGCUGUGCUGUGGUCCUAACCGCACAAUCCUGACGAGAACAUCCAAAAGUCACGAGUGCUGUGGAGUUGACCAGUACGACACAAGGACUCAAAGCUGCUGUUUCAUUAAUAAUUCUCUUGUGAUACAUCAUAAUAAUUCCAGCUACUGCGUGAACAAGUCAGUGGCGUAUGAUGAAGACAAGCAUCUGUCCUGUGGUCCUAACCGAACAAUCCUGAUGAGAACAUCCAAAAGUCACGAGUGCUGUGGAGUUGACCAGUACGACACAAAGACUCAAUGCUGCUGUUUCAUUAAUAAUGCUCUUGAGAUCUGUUCCAAUAAUUCCAGCUGCUGCGUGAACAAGUCAGGUGUUCAACAACAGAAACCUGGACCUGAACUCACCGGUACUGAAUACCAGACAAGUACCUGUGAGUCAUCAUAUUGCAAUCGAACUGAAAAUUCGAGUGAAUUUUGCUCUUGUGAGAAAACCCAUAUCCCAGUGUCUCAAUGGAGCUGCCCCAAAGGUCAAAGUGAUGGUGCUGCUGCUGUGUAUGACCUACGUACACGUGCCACCUGUUACUGUCGUGAACCUGGCAAGAAGCCUUGCACAGAUCAAUUUCAUGGCUCCAAAGAACACCACUGCUGUGGGCCGAACGUCUAUCAGCUUCAGACUGAGAUCUGCUGCGAUGGACACAGACAUCCAAGAGUUGAAAAAGAUGAAAACAUGUUCUGCUGUGAGGUUCGAGCCUACAAUAUUGAAAACCAACAGAUGAAGUGCUGUGCAGGAACACUGUACAACAUGACACUGUUCAGCACGCUUGGAUAUGAGGCACGAUGCUGUGGAUCCAUUUUGCAAAAACCAGAAGAGAUCUGCUGCAUGGGUGAGGACAAGGAGGUGCUCUAUUCGGCCAAGACAGGAUUCAGAUGCUGUGGUCACCUCUACUACAACACCUCUCUGUGGUCAUGCUGUACAGGGAAUCUGAGUCCAUUAGAUCAACCAGGAUAUCAUCACAACAAGACGAUUAAUGAAUCCAGACUGGAGUCCAUAAACAACCUGAAUGAAACAGAUCUUUGUAAAGAAAUGCUAAUCGGGAUUGUGGAGAGUGUGUGUCAGUACAGCAUUGUGUUCAGCAGUGUGCUGAAAAUCCAUGAAAAAGAAUCGAUUGUGAAACCUCUGGAGUCACCUUACAUCCUGCAAACACCCAAUUUGUGCAGCCUCCCUAAACUGAUUCCUGGGAAGACCUACUUCUUUGAUGGAGUUAAUUUCUUCAUUGAUUCAAACCAUGAUUCCAUUCUCAAGUCACUGCAUUUUAUUAUUUUCAAGUGUUCCCAAUAUCAGAUCGCAGCUAGAUAAUCUGUUGGUCUGUGCUGGGUAGUUUUCCUUGAAAAGCGUUGUCAGUCACUCAUUAUUAAUCACUGAAACAGUAAUAACCCAUCAACAAUAGUUAUUAGUCACAUUACUUGUUACAGUUCUCUCUGUCACUUGCUCAUUUCUCUCAAAGGUGCCUUUUGAAACCUCCAAAGCCUGCACACCCUGUGGUUUAACAUGCAGCUAGUUUGCAGUUAUUCGCUGAUUAACUGCAAACUGGGACUGGCACUGGGGCAAAAAUGAGUUAAGGUCUUGCAUUUACUGUAUAAUUUGAAGUUGUAGCAGCAUGUUAUCUCAUUGUGAAGAACAACAGCACAAUUUGGGAUGUGUUGACACGACUGACCGUGGUUUAGCCGAUUAAACCUGAUUAUUCCUGUAGAUGAGGGUGGCAGACUCAGGACAAGCCAUACAUAUGAUGAAAUCACCAGCAAUGGUGUCCUGUUGAAGUACACCUGAAUAGUUGAAUUCAGAUUGAAAGGCAAGAUGUGAGAUAUAACAUUAACAUUAUUAAAUUAAAACAUUCCAUCAUGAUCAUUUAUCCCCAUAUCAAACUUUAUAUUUUUUUUAUUUAAAGUGUAAUAUAAAUAAGAAUACCAAAUGCAAGAAAAAAUAUGGGUACCCCUUGAUAGUCUGACAUGGCAUGCAGCAUUCAUAUCAUAGUGAAGCUGCUGGGUUCACAGUCCCUCCAGCUCUUGACAAAUUAAAUAAACUGUUAGCAGAGGCUUGCCAGCUAGCUAAGAAGACUUUGAACUUAUCAGAAGACAUAUUGAUGGAGGUUAGCUGCCAUUUUCAACUUCUAGCUUCUACACUAACUUAAAGGGAAAGUGAGCAACUCAGGGGAAACAUGGCAACAUGCUGAGUCUCAUUCCCAGCUAAUCAAAUACCUACAAAAAGCAGUAAUAAGCUCAUACAGCACUGAAAGAAGCCAACUCCUUUGCUGCCAUGGCAGUUGGUAGAAUGCAAGACUGUAAUACAUAGUUUGAUUUCCACAUAAGCUAAACUAAGCUAUCAGAUAAUUUGUAUUUUUUUUAUUUUUGCAUUAAAUUUCAUAGUAAAUUGAAAUUGUUUGCACACAUCCUCUCACGUACUUGUAUGUGUAAAUAACAAGAUUUAUCAUCUCGUGAUUGAUAAAGCCAGCAGUUGAGCUAGUAAUCUGUUCAAAAAUAUUUUGGACACAAAUAUGCUCAGAAAAAGGACUCAAUACUCCAGUUAACAUAAUUCUAAUUUCUGUUUGCAUUAUUUGCAGUCAGUUUGCAGUGCACAUUUUCCAUGUGAGUGUGAUUUCUGCACUGUAAUACACAAUAGAAAAAAUUUAAGCUGUUUUGCAAUUCCUGUGCUAUACAUUCUGAUGUUAACUUUGUUUAUGGUGUAUGUGAAUGAAAGGAAUGUAAGCUAGGAAAAGCUCCAUUCAUCAUGAGACCACAUGCUGAUGUCCAAUUUUAUAUUUCAUAUUUAAUAUAUGACAUGAUGACAUAUAUUUUGAAUAAAGUUAAAAUAAAUAAAACAUUUAUAAUGAAACCUGUUCUUAUUUUACUUGGUUUUUUUGGUUUGGGUGUGGUCUAAACAUUGUGGGCUGUUGUCACUGGGGGGACAUUCAAGCUAAAGUUAGCCAGGCUUCAAUCCACAUGUACCGGUACUGCAAAUUAUAACAGAAUUUACAGAAAAUCUGAAAAAAUAAGUGCAUGCAACAAACUUUUUAAACAAACAAAUUAAGUCAGGCUA